AUGGCUGCGGGUAAUCUAGUGCGUCCAGAGCAGGCUCCAUCUCAGCUUCCCGGUGCCCACAAGACCUUGAGGUUUAAGACCAAGCUCGGCAAGAAACAGAAGCAAAACAGAACCCUGCCAUAUUGGGCUCGCUUACGAACUGGCAAUCGCAUUCGAUACAAUGCCAAAAGGCGUCACUGGAGAAGGACUAAGUUGAAGUUGUAA
Molecule: messenger RNA, 204 nt
Organism: Dibothriocephalus latus
Lineage: Eukaryota; Metazoa; Platyhelminthes; Cestoda; Diphyllobothriidea; Diphyllobothriidae
Source: the annotation of a GenBank genome assembly